Messenger RNA from Apodemus sylvaticus (European woodmouse), 716 nucleotides. RefSeq names its product WAP four-disulfide core domain 13 (gene Wfdc13). The transcript has 2 exons. The record is from RefSeq and is a predicted model, not a curated record. The coding region runs from base 1 to 237 and encodes 78 amino acids. NCBI's taxonomy places the organism in Eukaryota, Metazoa, Chordata, Mammalia, Rodentia, Muridae.
AUGACACCUCUGUCACCUUUCCAGCUCCUGCUGGUGCUCAGCCUAGUACCACAGCCAGUGCCUGGAAGUCCCAAGCAAUACUUUCUGAAGUACAUCCUGGAACCUCCACCCUGCAGAUCAGAGCCCGAAGACUGCAACACAUUCUGUACAGAGCAGGAGGAAUGCCCUGAAACUCUUCAAUGCUGUUCUGCCUACUGUGGGAUAGUGUGCGCCUCAAACCAAGCCCCAGUCUCCUGAGGUCUCCUCUCUUAGCCAUGGCACCAGAGCUACUGGCAGAGGCCAACGGCAGAGCCUCUUGCCCAUCGCUGUGAUGAGUCGUCUUUCGUUUUCCUUCCAUCUUGUUGCUUUUGCCAUAUUGCCAACCUUUUCUCUGCCUUGACCGAGAAUGAUUUCCCCAGAACUCCGAAUUAAAGGGGCGUCCUCAAAUCUUGUAAUCAUCCUCCCUCCACCACUGUAGUUGUGAAUCUCUGCCCCCGUCUCUCUGAAUGUACUCAUGGUUGCCUCUGACUCUCUUCUGGGGCCUUCCUGGUCCCAGAAUCUACCUUUAUCCCAGCAUCUACCUGGGAUGAUGUAUCUGGUCACAAAAGCACAUUUGUUCUCCUUGUGAUUGUUCUCCUUUGUCCAGUGAUACUAUCACAUUCAGGAGAGCUGUGGCCGAUUGCCUAGGCAGGAGCCUUAGCCCCGAAUCUUCCAAAGGGAAGGGGUCUGGGGCAGAG